AAUGAAAGCGCUUGUCAAAUGUUUUCUGAAGGUAACUUCAUGUGGGUCUCCAGUUUCACUUUGUAUGCCACUGUCAACAGACGCUGUCGGCGGUCAACUUACUCAUUCAGACUCGUCAGAACAGGAAAGACUUCUGUGAGGACAUGAGCUCAAAAAUGAGCUCAAAAUAUGCUUCCGGCUUUUUAUUUAGAAGAACGACUCCAAACAUAUAAGGGUUAAACACUCAUUUUGUCAUUAUACUAAGUCACCCUUGGCUUUGGAGUGGAAAUUCUACACCCUCAUCUGACUGGAUUACACACCUUCUCUAUCUAAUGGUUCCAGCACUGAUUUUAAGCACGAGAUGGUAUGCCGGGAAUUUGAACGCUUGACAGAGACUCCACAGAAAUGUCGGAGUCAAGACAAGCGACCAGCGACAGUGGACAUCCUCGCUUCCUGAUUGGCUGUGAGGAUGAUGAGAGGAGAGAACUGGAGGAGACCGACAUGAGAAACAUCUCAAGGUCUUAUGGGGAGGAGGAGGACGACGAGGAUCAGUCAAUGGAGCGUCAGAUAGUGGUGGGGAUCUGCUCCAUGAUGAAGAAAUCCACAUCCAAACCAAUGACUGAAAUUCUGGAGAGACUCUGUAAAUUUGAGUACAUCACCGUGGUCAUUUUUCCCGAGGAGGUUAUUCUCCAUGAACCAGUGGAGAAGUGGCCGCUGUGUGACUGCCUUAUUUCCUUCCAUUCCAAAGGCUUUCCCCUUGACAAAGCAGUGAGCUAUGCCAAACUAAGAAACUCUCUCCUUAUCAAUGACCUCAACAUGCAGUAUUUCAUUCAGGACAGGAGGGAGGUUUACAGGAUUCUUCAGGAAGAGGGCAUUGACCUUCCACGCUAUGCAGUGUUGAACCGGGACCCUGACAGACCAGAGGAGUGUAACUUGGUAGAGAGUGAGGACCACGUGGAAGUGAAUGGAGAAAUAUUUCAUAAGCCUUUUGUGGAGAAGCCUGUCUGCGCAGAAGACCACAAUGUGUACAUCUACUAUCCGACCUCAGCUGGUGGAGGCAGUCAGCGCCUUUUUAGAAAGAUUGGCAGCCGGAGUAGUGUGUAUUCUCCUGAAAGUACCGUCCGGAAGACUGGCUCGUACAUCUAUGAAGAAUUCAUGCCCACAGAUGGAACAGAUGUAAAGGUUUACACUGUAGGACCAGAUUACGCUCAUGCUGAGGCUCGUAAGUCUCCUGCUCUGGAUGGGAAAGUGGAGCGAGAUAGUGAAGGAAAAGAAAUUCGGUAUCCUGUCAUGCUCACUGCAUUGGAAAAGCUCGUGGCCAGAAAAGUGUGUCUUGCAUUUAAGCAAACAGUCUGUGGAUUUGACCUUCUCCGAGCAAACGGACAUUCUUUCGUCUGCGACGUCAAUGGUUUUAGCUUUGUAAAGAACUCCAUGAAGUACUAUGACGAUUGUGCCAAAGUUUUGGGGAACAUGGUGAUGCGAGAGCUGGCCCCUCAGUUCCACAUUCCCUGGUCUAUCCCUAUGGAAGCAGAGGAUAUCCCUAUAGUCCCGACUACCUCAGGAACCAUGAUGGAACUGCGUUGCGUUAUUGCUGUAAUUCGCCAUGGCGACCGUACACCCAAACAGAAGAUGAAGAUGGAGGUUAGAAAUGCCUUGUUUUUUGAUCUGUUCGAAAAAUAUGGUGGCAAUAAGACUGGAAAGCUAAAACUAAAGAAACCAAAACAACUUCAGGAAGUGCUGGAUAUUGCACGUCAGCUCCUGGCUGAGCUCGUCCAGCACAAUGACUGCGAGAUUGAGGAAAAGAAAUCCAAACUUGAGCAACUGAAGACUGUUCUGGAGAUGGAAUCCAGCCUGAAUUAUAAUCAGUAUGGCCAUUUCUCAGGGAUCAACAGGAAGGUGCAGCUGACGUACCUGCCAAAUGGGCAACCCAAAGCAUCUAGUGGGGAGGAAGACUCUCAGAAGGAGGGUCCAUCCCUGCUCCUGGUGUUAAAGUGGGGAGGAGAACUGACCCCAGCAGGUAGAGUUCAGGCUGAGGAGCUCGGACGAGCCUUCCGUUGCAUGUACCCCGGCGGACAAGGAGACUAUGCUGGUUUCCCUGGUUGUGGCCUUCUACGUUUACACAGCACCUACCGACACGACCUCAAAAUUUACGCCUCUGAUGAGGGUCGAGUACAGAUGACUGCGGCGGCGUUCGCAAAGGGUCUGUUAGCCCUGGAAGGGGAGUUGACCCCAAUCCUAGUUCAGAUGGUCAAGAGCGCCAACAUGAAUGGACUUCUGGACAGCGACAGCGAUUCCCUCACCGACUGCCAGCAGAGAGUCAAAGCUCGAUUACAUGAGAUCAUGCAGAAGAACAGGGACUUCAAUGAGGAAGACUACCAAAAGCUGGCUCCAACCAGCAGCCCGUCUCUGGUGAACUCCAUGGGGGUGAUCGGUAAUCCAGUCAGGACUUUUGACCAGGUUCACACCCUGAUUCAGAGCCUUACUUCUCAGAUCUGCAAAAGGCUGGAAGACCCCAAAUCUGCAAACCUGCAGCUGUACCACAGUGAAUCCCUGGAGCUCAUGCUACAGCGGUGGUCCAAACUGGAGCGAGACUUCCGCAUGAAAAACGGCCGCUAUGACAUCAGCAAGAUCCCGGACAUCUACGACUGCAUAAAGUACGACACCCAACACAACAGCUCUCUGGGGCUGGAGGAAACGCUGGAGCUCUUCCGGCUGUCCAGAGCUCUCGCCGACAUCAUCAUCCCCCAGGAGUAUGGGAUCACUAAAGCCGAAAAGCUUGACAUUGCUAGUGCCUACUGCCUUCCUCUGGUGAAGAAGAUUCAGCUUGAUCUUCAGAGGACUCAUGAAGAUGAAGCUGUCAACAAACUCCAUCCACUGUACUCGCGAGGAGUGAUGUCACCGGGUCGGCACGUUCGGACCCGGCUGUAUUUCACCAGCGAAAGCCACGUGCACUCCCUGCUCAGCAUCUUCCGCUACGGAGGCCUGUUAGACGAGCUGAAAGAUGAACAGUGGAAGCAGGCCAUGGACUACCUCAGUGCUGUGACUGAACUCAACUAUAUGACACAGAUAGUUAUAAUGCUGUAUGAGGACAAUAACAAGGACCCUUCCUCAGAAGAACGCUUCCAUGUGGAGUUGCACUUCAGUCCGGGGGUGAAAGGGUGCAAGGACGAAGAUAAUGCCCCGAUGGGUUUUGGUUUCCGCCCCGCCUCCUCAGAGAACCAUGAGAAACAGACCAACCCAGGCAGUCUUGAGGACCUUUCCCAAGACGAACCCGACAGAGCUGCACUGUCCGAGCCAAUGAGCAUUCACAGGAAGUCGCCAUUAAUCCGCAACCGCAAGGCUGGAUCCAUGGAGGUUCUUUCCGAGAGCAACAUGUCUUCCCGCGGAGCCGCGUUUCGUAUUUUCCCAUCGUCUUCUCGCCAGUCCCCGGACAUCAAACCCAGCGGGUUAGGCGCCCAGUGUGCAGGGCUUUUCAGCGCCUCCUACCCCAACCUGAGAGACCUAGCACGAGUUCCCCGCAAAAAGCCCUUCAAGAGUCUGGCUUCUCGAGUCGAGCUGCUGUCUAUGCCGGCAGUAAAGCGGUUUUCUGUGUCGUAUGCCAGGCAUCCGACUAAUGGGUUUGAAGGUUGCUCUAUGGUGCCCUCUAUCUAUCCACUGGAGACGCUACACAACUCGCUGUCCCUCAAGCAGGUGGAUGAAUUCCUCACGGCGGUGUGUAAAAAUGGAAGCGAGACGCAAUUCAAGAGGCUAAAAUCUCUGUCUGCCAUGUUUGACACGCAGCCCUCCAUGGAUGCUGAAAGUCAGGAUACCCCAAUGACCACCCCGGUCCAGCUGAGCCAGCCACCUAGCCGACCUCUCUGGUACAGCAGCGGUCCCCCCAGCACAGUAUCCAGCUCCGGACCAUCAUCUCCAUCUUUAGCUGAGCCUUCAUCAAACUUCGAAUUCAACAGCGAGUAGACUACUUCAUACUUUUUUGUUAUUGAUCCAGGAUCAGGUUUGAUGUGGCAGAAGCUGAUCCUAGAUCAGCAUUAAUGAGUUACAAAGAGCUACUUCCUCUUUGAGGCUGCUAAUGUUCACACCAUUGUAUUAAACUACUCUUCUGCCUGAACAAUACACAGAGGCACUUUAGCUGAUGUUGAGCUCUUGCUCUGUCAGCAAAUAGAGCAGUGAAACCAGUAAUUAACUUUUCCGCUGUACUUAGGUAAUCUGAUGGAGCCGGAUAGUAAUUAUGAUCGUAGAUUCAGUGGCAGAGAGACAGCUACAUUAUAGACAUUAGUCAUGUCUCUGUAUUUUUUUUAUUGUUACCAGACACCAAUGCAGUUACAUUGCACACAAUAAUGCAAAUCAAAGUUUUGAAAUAUUAUAUUUUAUUUUAAUUAUUACAUAUAAUGACUAAGAUCCCACUGAUUUAUAGUGCCAGUUGAUACAGUGUGAAAUUUUAAGUGUAAUGUAAUUAUGCCACUGUCUUUAAAUUUGUGUAUUUUGAGGUUAUUCUUUUUUUACAUUUUUAGAGAUUAGAUUUUUGUUAAUGCACUAUAUUUCAGGCAUUGAAUAAAAUGAUAAUUGUAUUUUUAUUAUGUGGUAAUACUGCAAACGGUAUUGUUUGGGGUUAAAUUAAUGUGCCUUAAUUUUAUGUGUGUAAAAUGAGCUUUAGUAGUCUCUGUAAAGACUUGAAUGUUUUCAACUGUAUAUAAUCUACUGUUUUGACAAUUGUUUACUCUGUAAAGUUAAAGUAGGAAUAUUUAAUUUUAGAGAAUUGUAUUAUGUAAUAAAAUAUCUGAUGUAAAACGUG
This is a messenger RNA of Triplophysa rosa, 4771 nucleotides long. RefSeq names its product diphosphoinositol pentakisphosphate kinase 1b (gene ppip5k1b). Gene Ontology annotation, cellular component: cytosol. The record is from RefSeq and is a predicted model, not a curated record. The coding region runs from base 385 to 3936 and encodes 1183 amino acids. Gene Ontology annotation, biological process: inositol metabolic process; inositol phosphate biosynthetic process. NCBI's taxonomy places the organism in Eukaryota, Metazoa, Chordata, Actinopteri, Cypriniformes, Nemacheilidae. The transcript has 31 exons. Gene Ontology annotation, molecular function: diphosphoinositol pentakisphosphate kinase activity; inositol hexakisphosphate kinase activity; 5-diphosphoinositol pentakisphosphate 1-kinase activity.